Molecule: messenger RNA, 3541 nt
Organism: Hylaeus volcanicus
Lineage: Eukaryota; Metazoa; Arthropoda; Insecta; Hymenoptera; Colletidae
Product: kinesin-like protein Klp61F
Exons: 18
Coding region: 16-3279 (1087 amino acids)
Biological process (GO): mitotic spindle assembly; microtubule-based movement
Cellular component (GO): nucleus; spindle microtubule
Molecular function (GO): ATP binding; microtubule binding; plus-end-directed microtubule motor activity
Source: RefSeq, a predicted model, not a curated record
GAUGGCGCGCUACACAUGCGCAAAAGGGCCCGUCAUUCUACUGCCAGACUUCGAGGCAGUUCGGUUGCAACUGUUAUAAACAUAAACAUAAACAUGAGCAUAAACUCUACACGUACUCUAACGAAGAACAAGGGUCAGCAUAUUCAAGUAUUUGUUCGUGUUAGACCCAUAAAUGAUUUAGAACAAACUAAUAAAUCCACAACUAUAGUAGAAGUGGCCAAUGAUAAAGAAAUAGUAGUACGUGAACGCCCAAAGGAAAAGUAUUCAAAGAAAUUUAAAUUUGAUAAUGUAUUCGGACCUUCAGCAAAGCAGGUGGAUGUAUAUAAUGCUGUUGUUAGUCCAUUAUUGGAACAAGUUUUGGCUGGAUAUAAUUGCACAGUAUUUGCAUAUGGGCAAACUGGUACUGGAAAAACUUUUACAAUGGAAGGAAUCAAUAGAGAUCCUACCUUACAUUGGCGAAAAGAUACAACUGCUGGCAUGAUUCCACGUUCGUUGAGUCAUUUAUUUGACGAAUUACAAUUAUUACAAGCACAAGAAUAUACAAUAAGAGUUAGUUUCUUGGAACUUUAUAACGAGGAAUUGUUUGAUCUGUUGUCAACCAAUGAUGAUGGGUCUAAAAUAAAAUUAUAUGAAGAUACAUCGAAGAAAGGUGCAGUAAUUAUUCAUGGAUUAGAAGAAAUAACAAUACACAGUAAAAGUGAAGUUCACAAAUUUCUUCAAAUGGGAUUAGAAAGAAGACAAACUGCUACAACAUUGAUGAAUGCUUCUUCUAGUCGAUCUCAUACAGUGUUUUCCAUUACUGUACACAUGAAAGAAAAUACACCUGAGGGAGAAGAAGUUUUAAAAACAGGAAAACUAAAUUUGGUAGAUCUAGCAGGCAGUGAAAAUGUUGGAAGGUCUGGAUCUAUCGAUCGAAGAGCAAGAGAAGCUGGUUGUGUCAAUCAGUCUUUAUUAACACUUGGUAGAGUUAUAACAGCUCUUGUGGAAGGUGCACCACACAUACCUUACAGAGAAUCCAAGCUUACCAGAUUGUUACAAGAAUCAUUGGGUGGUCGUACGAAAACAUCAAUCAUUGCAACUAUAUCUCCUGCUAGUAUCAACCUUGAAGAAACUCUGUCAACGUUAGAUUAUGCACAUCGUGCCAAAAAUAUUACAAACCGUCCAGAAAUAAACCUAAAACUGUCAAAGAAAGAAUUUCUAAAGAAAUACACAGCAGAAAUUGAAAGAUUGAGGCGAGAUUUAAUAGCAACGCGUGAUAAGACUGGUAUUUAUGUUCCAAACGAAGAUUACAACGAAAUGCAAGCCUUGCUUUCUCAGCAGAGUAAAGAACUAGAAGAAAAAAAUAAUCAAAUAAAGGCUCUGGAAAAAAUGAUGGAUGAUAAAGAGGAAAUAUACAAUGAACUUAAAUUACAAACUCUUACUCAAAUGGAAAUAUUACAUGAAGUAAAAGCCAAAUUGGACAAUACUACGGAUGCUCUAAAAUCCACGCAUGAUCGCUUAAAAGUUACAGUCCAAGAACGAGAUGAACAAAAAUAUUUGGUAGAAACCCAUGUUAAUACAGAAAAAGCUUUGCUCUUGCAAGGUCAGUCUUUGUUGAAUGUCGCAGAUACAGCAACUGAAGAUUCUCAGAAAUUACAUGAAAAAAUUGAUCGUAAAACAAAAGCAGAACGUGAAUUUGAGAUUCGCGGUGAAGAGUUUAGAAAGAAUAUUUGCAAAUCUGCACAAGACGCUGAAAAAUAUAUUCGUGAAUAUGAAGAAAAUUCAAAACAAUUUUGCACAACUAUGAAAAAUGAUAUUGGUACGGAAAUUGUUACAAAAUGUAGAAGUAUUAAUACAGAGAUGCAGCAAAAUACACUGAACCUCACAGAUCAGCAUUUAACAACUACCAAUAAUUUAACAACAAAUAUCAAUGAAUUUUCCUUAAAUUAUCAGAAUUGGAUAAAAAAUGAAAUGAAAGAUGCAGUUAACAUGAUAGACCAUGAAAAUGAAUUCUUGAAUACAGUUGUUAUGGAAUUGACAGAAAAUAUUGAUGGCACAAUUGAAAGUGAGGUUGCUGACAAAUUACAACUUCUAAAGGAUAGUUUAUUAGAAAAAAUAAAUAAAACCAAGAUUUACUUAAAUGAAAUGAUAGAUGACAUGAUUAAACGUGAACUGAAAGCUUAUGAGUGUACAACAAAAAAUAUUACGGACAUUAUGAAAGAAGCAGACAACGUUUGUAAAAUGCUUGAAUUUACAGAAACGCAACGUUCAUUUGCAAAGAUGAUGGAAGAUGUAUCAAACCAGUUUAAUUUUCUACGUAAAAGUCAAGCAGAACAUUAUGACCUUAUAACUGAUAAAUGUGGUUAUAUUAGCGAAAUAUGCAACAAAGUUAAUGAUAACUCAAUUGAGGCUUGUAAUACCAGUGUAAAAAUGACAAACAGUUUAAAACAACAGAUACAACAUCAAUUGGAACGUAUUGAAUCUGACGCUGUUAUUGAAGCAGAGAAGAAUGUAAAAUUGGCAAACAGUACUACAGAACAAGGGAAAUGUAUGGUAAAUGAACUGAAAUCAGGUUUAAAUAUAAGCAACAAUGUACUGAAGCAAUAUAAGAAUCUUGUUGAACACAAUACCGAGGAAGUACAACAAAAAAUGAACGAGGAUAAAAAUGAAACUCUCUCAUUAUUAAAGGAUAUGAAUAAUAUAGUCUUGACUGCAAAUAAAAACCAUAUAGACGGCUUAAAAGAUGAAGAAAGUAAAGUUUCUAAUAGUUAUCAAGACAUAUCCUGUAAAUUAGAUAAUCUAAUUGUAGAAUCAAGUACGUGUUUUGGUAGAAAUAUUGAACAAUUACAUACGGUAGUAGACGAAAUUAACAAAUUUUUUGAUGUUGAGAUACAACAUUAUGUUCCAACAGGAACAACACCUGCCAAGAAAGAAUUUUCUUAUCCUCGUCAAUUUACGAUAACAUCACCGCAUGAACGAAUCCUUCAAAGAUUUAGGGAAACUAGAAAAUUUGUUGAAAGCGCAGAAAAUGACGAUAGCACAUUUAUGGAUGCUGAUAUAAAUAUGACACAAAUUGCAAAUUCGACUGCUUUAUCUGAUGUUACUUUGAUCAAUAAUAAUGAAUGUGCUACAUCCACUUUGAGCAAUGAUCAUCUGAGAAGUACAUCAACAUUGUAUACUUCUUCAACGUCUAGUCUAUCUCGUAUUUCACUCGACUCCAGAGAUUCGCAUGAUGAAUUCUACCGUACAUGCCUUUACACGGAUAGUACUGACAAACCUGAAUUACAAAACGAAGAUUAGUUAUGAUUGAUCCAAUGAAUAAAACUGUAGUAAUCACAAUAUUGAACUUCACACUAAACUUCCAAUAGAAUUUUGUAAAUAAAAAAUGAUAGAGAAUACGAUAUACUAUUAUGUAAAUUUUAUCUAAAAAAGAUGUAAAAGAUAAACAAAAAUGUAAAAUAAUAAAAAAGCUGAAAUAUGUUUAAUUUGAUAUUUACCAACCAAAUUUACUCUUUCCUGACUUGAGAUCACAGAUGAAACAAAUUUUUACCUAGAUAAAAAG